Messenger RNA from Seriola dumerili (greater amberjack), 1848 nucleotides. RefSeq names its product sphingosine-1-phosphate lyase 1 (gene sgpl1). The record is from RefSeq and is a predicted model, not a curated record. Bases 122 to 1819 code for a protein of 565 amino acids. The transcript has 14 exons. Gene Ontology annotation, molecular function: sphinganine-1-phosphate aldolase activity; pyridoxal phosphate binding. Gene Ontology annotation, cellular component: endoplasmic reticulum. Gene Ontology annotation, biological process: carboxylic acid metabolic process; sphingolipid catabolic process. NCBI's taxonomy places the organism in Eukaryota, Metazoa, Chordata, Actinopteri, Carangiformes, Carangidae.
GCUGUGUGUGAUAGGAGCAUGUAGAGCAGCAGCUGAAGACUCAAAGCAGGCUGCGGGAGGUCACUUUCCUGAGUAGCACACAACAAACAGAGGAUUUUCGGGAAGAGUUAGCCUCGACGACAUGGAUUACUGGAGUGCCUUGGAGGUGUAUAAGGAGAUGGUCCUGCUGUACCUGCAAGAGGGCCGGCGACAGGUCAACCUGCGCUGCGCCGACCUGGAGCCGUGGCAGAUCAUCGGAGCGGCGGUCAUCACCACGCUGGGAGCAGUCUGGGUCAAAGGCUUCCUCUUCCAGCAAGAAAGUCUCACAUCCCGAAUCAAGAAGCAGGGCUUUCGACUCAUCAGAAAAAUACCCUUUGUUGGCAUAGCAAUCCAGAGCCAGCUGAACAAAGCUUUGGAUGACAUGUCGACCAGUCUGUGCACGCUGAAGGAAGGGAUGAGCUACACUAAGCAGCUGCCAUCUAAAGGUCUCUCUCAGAGCCAAGUGCUGGACAAAAUCAGAGAGUACGAGACUCUGAAUGAGGUGCAGUGGGAGAAAGGAUGUGUUUCGGGUGCAGUGUACUGGGGCGAUGAAUCCCUGACCAAACUCCUUGUGAAGGUAUAUGGAGAUUUUGCAUGGAGCAAUCCACUUCACCCUGACAUCUUUCCUGGCGUAAGGAAGAUGGAGGCAGAGGUUGUUAGGAUGGCUUGCGCACUUUUCCAAGGCGGGCCCAGCUCCUGCGGCACAGUUACUUCAGGGGGAACUGAGAGCAUACUGAUGGCCUGCAAGGCGUACAGAGACAUGGCGUAUGAACGAGGCGUCAAAUACCCUGAAAUCCUUGCGCCUGUAAGCGUCCACGCAGCCUUUAACAAAGCAGCACAUUACUUCGGGAUGAAGCUGGUUCACAUUCCCCUUGAUAACAAAACUAUGAAAGUGGAUGUGAAGGCUAUGAAGAGAGCCAUCAACAAGAACACAGCCAUGCUCGUGUGCUCGGCGCCUCAGUUUCCUCACGGAAUCAUGGAUCCCAUCGAGGAAGUAGCCAAGCUGGCUGUGCGCUACAACCUCCCGCUGCAUGUGGAUGCCUGUCUGGGAGGUUUUCUCAUUGUCUUCAUGGCCAAGGCUGGUUAUCCACUCGCCCCGUUCGACUUCAGGGUAAAAGGUGUUACCAGCAUCUCUGCAGACACGCACAAGUACGGCUACGCCCCCAAAGGUUCCUCAGUGAUCCUCUACAGUGAUAAAAAGUACCGUCACUAUCAGUACUUUGUAGCUCCAGACUGGCAGGGGGGAAUCUACGCCUCGCCCUCCGUGGCGGGCUCCAGACCAGGAGGUAUCAUCGCCGCCUGCUGGGCGACCAUGAUGCACAUGGGAGAGAACGGAUACAUAGACGCCACCAGGAAGAUCAUCAGCACAGCACUCAGAAUCAAAACAGAAAUCCAGAAGAUGAAAGGAGUGUUUGUGUUCGGGGAUCCAGAGGUGUCAGUGGUGGCAAUAGGCUCAGAUGUUUUUGAUAUUUUCCGUCUGUCUAAUGCACUGACGUCGAAGGGCUGGAAUCUGAACACACUGCAGUACCCAUCCAGCAUCCACAUUUGUUGCACAGUUCUGCACACCCAGCCGGGGGUCGCCGAUCAGUUUAUUCGUGAUGUCAGAGAGCAGGUCGCCGUCAUCCUGAAGAACCCCAAAGAGAAAACCACAGGAAUGGGAGCGAUCUACGGCAUGGCCCAGUCCAUCCCAGACAGAUCCAUGGUGACGGAGAUCUCCAGAGGCUUCCUCGACUGUCUCUACAGCACUGAGGUUCCCAAGACAAACAACAGCCACAUGAACGGCAACGGCAAAGCCCACUGAAACAGGACUGCCCCCUCCCCCCUCCCCCC